CUUCUUCCCCACACAAUGAUACCUGCAGACACAGACACACACUCUUCUCCUCUCUUUUCAAUCACCACUGUUUCUUCACUACAAAGCGUAAAGUUAACGUCUCCCUACCCUUAACCCUUAACCCUAACCCUAAAAAACUCCCACAAAUAAAAAAAAAAGUCACUACUAGCUCCGUUCAUUUCUUCAUUUCCCCUUUUUUCUUUCCUCUCCUGCUCUGAUAAAUUAAAGAAGAAAGCUCUGUUUUUUCUGGGGGAUUCAACAGCCCAGCCAGCAAUGAGAGACAGGGGAAAAGCUGUGGAGAUUGGGGGAAAUAACUUCACAGAUUUCACUGAAAUGCCGUGCAAGAAACACCCGUCUUGCUCCUCCGUCGGAAUCUGCCCUCAGUGCCUCAAAGACAGGCUCGUGAAGCUGGUUUGCUCCGAGUGCGGGGAACAGCGCCUCUCGUCGUGUUCUUGCUCUGAUAUUUCCUCUUCCAGGAUCUCGUUCUUGAUCGAGAACGAGAAGGGCGCGGAUCAGGGGCCGCCGCCGCCGCCGCCGCGGCGGCGGAGGGAGAAGACGGCGGCGGCGGAGGAGGUGAUUGUGCUGCGGCGGAGCAGCAGCAGCUGCGUGGAGAUCAAGAAGAGCAGCAAUGGAUUCUGGAAGAUCAAGCGGCUGUUCGCAAGAGGGACAAGCAAGAGGGAAAAGAGCUAUUCCGAUGAGGUAGAAGAGGAGGAAGACGACGACGAUCACGAUCACGCCCACCAGGUGUUCGACGAAAUGCGUGUGUCAAGAUCUCGCUCUCUGUGCAGCUUCCGAGACGAAGGCUCCGAUCAGUACCGAUUCUCCAGCGCCAAGAUUUCAGAUGUCACCGGCGGAGUUCUGUUCGACGGCGAGGAGCCAAGGAAAAGCGGAUUCCGAGGCGGCGGCGGAGGAGAAAAGGCCAAUUUCCCAUUCCCAAGAAGCGUAUUCCCUGUAAAAGAGAGCGAUUUCAGCGCCAUGGAUGAAUCGGCCUUCAUUGACAUAAAACUCGACCUUUCUUCCUCUCUUAGGCUCAGCAAUGCAUCAGAUCAUGACUCCUCUUCUGCAAUUUCACUCUCCACCAUGAAACCAUCUGGGAAUGGAAUGCUAUUCGGUUCUUGUAGAAUCACAGGGAAUGGGAAUGGGAAUGAAUUUGAUAAGGGAAUGAAGAGGAGUGGGAAAGGAAACAGAGUGUGGAAAUGGAUAUCCAGGCAAAGCUCUGGGAGAAGAAGUGCAAGUAAAAAAGAUGAUAAAUAUUAUUAAUUUCUUCAAAAUCAAAAUCUUGAGAACAAGAAAAAAAAACAAACCAUUAUCAACAACAAUGUUUCCAUCAUCCAUCUGUUUCUCUCUUAUGUUUCUUUGAUUAAUUAGUAGUUUUAGAAAGUCUUCAAGUGAAUACAAAAAAGCCUUGUAGUGGUGACAAAGUAAAUAGAAAUAUGCUUCUUUCUUCCAAA
Molecule: messenger RNA, 1451 nt
Organism: Ipomoea triloba (trilobed morning glory)
Lineage: Eukaryota; Viridiplantae; Streptophyta; Magnoliopsida; Solanales; Convolvulaceae
Exons: 1
Coding region: 274-1260 (328 amino acids)
Source: RefSeq, a predicted model, not a curated record